GAGAGACAAAGGGAGACGUGAUUAGUCAUUAGCAAACGAUUGUCUGCCUUCCACAUUGCCGCCGUCCCUAUCAUGCCUGCAGAAUAUGAUUUCACGGGUAAAAAAGCACUUGUUACCGGCGCCAGUAGAGGUAUUGGCUAUGCUAUAGCAGAGGCACUGUCAAAAGUUGGUGCCGAAGUCGUGGCACUCGCACGAGAUCAAGCUAAACUUGAGGAGCUUCGAUCAAAGCACUCCAACAUCUCCGUCGUAGUUGCGGACGUUACUUCAUCCGAGUCGACUCUAACAACCUUACUGGCACCCUAUCAGCCGUUUGAUUUUCUCGUCAACAAUGCCGGUUGCGGAUUAAUCGAAUCGGUUAGAAACCUGAGUGAGGAAGCGGUUACUAAGGUUUUGGAUGUUAAUUUGAAGGCGCCAAUAAUGCUCACAAAAAUUGUGACAUCUGAAAUGGUACGAAAUGAUGUACGAGGCGCUGUAGUCAACAUUUCAUCGCAAGCAUCCAUGCGUCCAUUGGAUGAUCAUACUGCUUACUGUGCAAGCAAAGCUGGGCUUGACAUGGCUACACGGUGUUUUGCCAAGGAGUUGGGAAAAUUUGGAAUCCGAAUCAACUGCGUCAAUCCGACAGUGGUAAUGACUGACAUGGGAAGAAUGACUUGGAGUGAUCCUAAUAGAUCUGGUCCUCUUCUCUCACAGAUGCCGAUCGGCAGAUUUGCAGAAGUGCAGGAGGUUGUCAAUGCUGUUCUGUAUCUGCUAAGCGAUGCGUCUUCUAUGACCACUGGCCUGGCUCUUCCUGUGGAUGGCGGAUUCACGCAAAUGUGAAAAUUCACUGUACUUUUUAUGUUAAUAGUGACAUUCUGACCAAUAAUAGUGACUUUCAUGAAAUCAUAAAUGC
Messenger RNA from Cylicocyclus nassatus, 889 nucleotides. Lineage: Eukaryota; Metazoa; Nematoda; Chromadorea; Rhabditida; Strongylidae. The record is from the annotation of a GenBank genome assembly.